GCAGCGCUGCGCUCCAGCCCCCUUUUCCCUCCAUGGUUUCUCUCCGCUCCCGUGAGUAACUUGGCUCCGGGGGCUCCGCUCGCCUUGCCCGCACGCCGCACGCCGCCUGGGACCGCGCCGCCGGCCUCCGCCGCGAGCAGACCCCCUUCCGACGGCCUUCGCUGCGCAGGCCGGGACGCCUCUCCCCCCUCCGCCCCCGCCGCGGAAAGUUAAGUUUGAAGAGGGGGGAAGAGGGGAACAUGGACAUGAAGAGGAGGAUCCACCUGGAGCUGAGGAACCGGACCCCGGCAGCUGUUCGGGAACUUGUCCUGGACAAUUGCAAAUCAAAUGAUGGGAAAAUUGAGGGCCUAACAGCUGAAUUUGUGAAUUUAGAGUUUCUCAGUUUAAUAAAUGUAGGCUUGAUCUCAGUUUCGAAUCUCCCCAAGCUACCGAAAUUGAAAAAGCUUGAGCUCAGUGACAAUAGAAUCUAUGGAGGUCUGGACAUGUUAGCAGAAAAACUUCCAAAUCUCACACAUCUAAACUUGAGUGGAAAUAAGCUGAAAGAUAUCAGCACCUUGGAGCCAUUGAAAAAGUUGGAUUGUCUGAAAAGUCUGGAUCUGUUUAACUGUGAGGUCACUAACCUGAAUGACUACCGAGAGAGCGUCUUCCGGCUCCUGCCCCAGCUGACCUACCUAGACGGCUACGACCGAGAGGACCGGGAAGCCCCUGACUCAGAUGCUGAGGUGGAUGGUGUAGAUGAAGAAGAAGAAGAUGAAGAAGGAGAAGAUGAGGAGGAUGAAGAGGAUGAAGAUGGCGAGGAGGAAGAGUUUGAUGAAGAAGAGGAUGAAGACGAAGAUGAAGACGUAGAAGGGGAAGAAGAUGAAGAUGAAGUCAGUGGAGAGGAAGAAGAAUUUGGACAUGAUGGAGAAGUUGAUGAAGAUGAAGAAGACGAGGAUGAGGAUGAGGAUGAGGAUGAAGAGGAAGAAGAAAGCGGCAAAGGUGAGAAGAGGAAGAGAGAAACAGAUGAUGAAGGAGAAGAUGACUAAGGCCCCAGUAACCUGCGAAGACAGAACUGCUCAGCGUUGGUUGGACUGCUCAUGGGUUUGGUAGCUGUUUUUUAAAAAGAAAAAAAAAGGUAGCUGUGAUACAGACCCCAGGACACCCACCCACCCAAAGAGCCAAAGAAUAGUUCCUGUGACAUUCCACCUUCCUCCAUGUAGUCCCUCUUGGUCACCCACCACCAAGCUCGGGGACUCACCCCAACAAAAUUGUAAGCGUUGUUAGGUUUGUGUGUGAGACUUGCUGUAGCGUGGGCAGCUGGGAUUGGUGAGUCAGCCGUCCGUGGCUACCAGUUACGCCGAGACUGUAACAGCAUUUUUACUUUCUGUACAACAAGAAGCUUUGUAAAUAAAAUCUUAACAUUUUG
Molecule: messenger RNA, 1405 nt
Organism: Oryctolagus cuniculus (rabbit)
Lineage: Eukaryota; Metazoa; Chordata; Mammalia; Lagomorpha; Leporidae
Gene: ANP32B
Product: acidic nuclear phosphoprotein 32 family member B
Biological process (GO): regulation of apoptotic process
Cellular component (GO): nucleus
Molecular function (GO): histone binding
Source: RefSeq, a predicted model, not a curated record